ACUUUUGUGGUUAUUUUCGGCGCGCGCUAAUGCCGAUUUGCACGCCGGCGUUGCCUCAAAUAAGCUAAAACGGAGCCAUUAUCUAGAUAGUAAAGUGACUUGACCAUCAAUGAGUGACUAAAGAACUACUUAGAUUUUAUAGAUAAGCCCACCAGACCCACAAAACCUAAUAAAGAUGAUAACCCUACUUGUACCGCUGGUGGCCUCGACCAUUCCCAUUUUGGCUAUUUUAUUUGUGACCGGCACAUUCCUGUACAAGGGAUUUAUUAGCAUACGCUCCCGUUACGACGCCCGGGUGAACUGCUGGUUCUGUAAUGGCAACUCACGAGUUCCCUAUGCAAAUCGCAAUAGUUGGACCUGUCCACAAUGCGAACAGUAUAAUGGAUUCACCAAAGACGGAGACUACAACCGGGACCUGACCUCGCAGCGGGACUGCAGCCAUAAUUCCCAGAAGAACAGCUCCCACGGCAGCUCCAGCAUCUGUGCAAAUUCAUACUACGCAGAUGUCCUGGCCCAGAAUCCUCCAGCCCCUAAAAACGGCUUGUGCGACGGCUGCAACGAGGCGCAGCGCCUUAAAGUAGAGAAGUUGUCCCAGUUCGAGCCCAAGAACGAGUCGCGAUUCGAACAGGAACUUAAGAUUUACAGAGAACGAUUGGAGAAGCAGUUUCGUUUGUGCAGCAGCUGCGAACGUCACGUGAAUAAGGUCCUGCAUGAGAAGAAGAAAAUGGUGCUGAGUUCCAAGUUCCUGAACUACAUCAUCAAGGGCGCAUCGCUGCUCAAGCAGCCGCACUUCAACCGCUUGGCCAGUGCCCAAAAGCAGCAAAAACUUCACCGAUACCGAGUGCUUAUGACGAUCGUGACCGUGAUCAACAUUCUGUGCCUGCUCUGCCGCCUGCCAAACGGAACAGCCACUCAGUUUACUACCUACCUCGGUGAAAUCCUGGGCUUGGCGUUGUUCUAUACCUACUCCCAUGUGCUGGCUUUUAUCCGAGUGGUGACUUCAGGCGUGGGUAUUUUUCUGGAACAGCGGGAAACCACUGCCAAAGUAUUGUUAUACGGUCGAACCUUUGGCAAGCUGUUGCUGUAUUCGGUGGGUUUGAGCCAACAGCAAGUUCAGCAGGCCACCUUCGCCUCUUGUUUUAUAUCAACCUACCCCUACGCCAUGUUGGCUCUAAGUUUCCUGCACAAGAUCAACGACGGACUCAAGUUCACGAGGUUCACCAUUGUUCUGCUGCUGUGGAGUGUAUAUGCCACCGGAAUCGAGCUCCUGGCUCCUCUUAUCGAUGGAAUAUCUUUCAUACUGCUGGGCAGUGUGUUUACGCUGCUUUUGCUGGCCACCAACCGGUCCAAUCUGCUAAGCCAAACGAACCAGGACGAGUCCGCCUGUGAAAGUUUUCAUCGCCUCUGUGCGGACGAAUGCGACGAGGAAACAUUGAGUAUGCUCAGCCAGCAGUUGAGUGGUUGCAGCAAUAGCAGCGCCGGAAAUUUGUCGCUAAGGUCCACCCCCGUUUGCCACUCGCCUGCGCCGACAAUAUCGCAGCGGACCUUCCAGCCGCCAUCCUCUCUUCUCUCCCUGGAUUCCCUGCAUCUAUCGAAGCAGCGCAUGGAACAACAGGCCUGGUCCUCCAACUACGGAGGAGCGUCUACAUUGAUCGCACCACCCGCCCAACCAGCAAUGAUGUUGCAGCAGAAGCCAAUGAGGCAAAUGGAGUCCCAAUGGUAUCGUCCUGGGUCAAACAACCUUGGCCAAAGUCAAGCUUUUACCAGAUCCUCACAGAAUCUGUUGAUGCCAUCACGGUUGCCCAUGCACCGGAAUGUCGGCGGCGAUGUUGGGGCCUGGGUGGCGGCCAAUCAAAGCAUGAACCAGGACCUGAGCACUGCCAGUCUGAUGCGGCACUACGAGGAGAAGCAGCAGCAACAAUUGUCGCGCACAUCGUCGCAAUCUUCCGGCUUUGAAUCGCAGCCUCGUCCGGAAACCCAAUGGGGAACGGCUGCUCCGACAACGAGGGACUACGGCUGGUCCGAGACCCGCGGAAGUCUGCGCAACCUGGCCGUUUUGCCGCCCCUUGCAUCGCCCACGCCCACAUUGGCGGCCAGCGAGUAUCAAUAUGCGAGAACAACUGUGCCGCACCAACAGCCAACCAUUCAGCCGGGGGAUUUACUCAGAAAGUGGAUCGAAGGCAGUUCCAAGGCCUCGCAACCAAUCCACUAAAAUGUGAUAGGUCAUAUAACAUCGGAGAGGAUUUUUAGAAAGCCGAGAGAUCACAAGGAGCAUAGGGAUCAUUACGAACGCAGAACAAAUCACUGCCAGUUAAGACGUAUUUAGAUUUGAGUUAACUUAAUCAUCAAGUAAUUUAUUGUUUUUGACUAUUAGUCAAUUUGACCGAGAGCUUGUUCUGCUUUUCAUUUUGCGCUAAGGGUCCCAAAAGGGCCACUACCUAUUUCCAUUAUUGGUUGUUUUUUUUAGCUUCUAUGACUAAAUGAAGGGGACUUGGUUUACAUUGCUAUAAAGUGCGAAUGCUAGCCGCUUUAACUGUCUUGAUUGCCAAUUGCUCUAAUACAAAGAGGGAUCUUCACUUCGAAGCAAAGUGGUACGACAAGCAAUGUUCUUGAAAUAAAAGCAAAGAUUUCAGGGUUCGUUGCAUUCGCACAACAGCAGAACUAAUGCAAGUCACUUUUUCUCCAGACCUUUGAUAAUAAACAAAGAUCAAAAUGGCAAAGGGAAUGGCCCAAAAAAGGACGCAUAGGUGACCCGUUAUUAUUUUAUCUUAAAGCAAUAAGGGUAGAUUGAUAAGACUUCAGUAGGCAAACCUUAGUUCAAUUGAGAAGCAUCAUUAACAGUUUUGUUAUUCCCAUUUGAACUCAGGAGCCUUUUCUCAAUCUUGGCGACUAUUAACAUAGUUUAGAUAAAUUGUUUAUUAUACAAAUUGAAUUAUUUUGAAAUAAAAGGAGAAUUAACAAAGCUGA
Molecule: messenger RNA, 2967 nt
Organism: Drosophila ficusphila
Lineage: Eukaryota; Metazoa; Arthropoda; Insecta; Diptera; Drosophilidae
Exons: 4
Coding region: 176-2212 (678 amino acids)
Biological process (GO): nuclear migration along microtubule
Cellular component (GO): nuclear membrane
Molecular function (GO): lamin binding; actin filament binding
Source: RefSeq, a predicted model, not a curated record